UAGACCUGAGUGUGCAUCAAAGACCAGCACCCCAGGAGGGAAGCAACCCCAAACACUGGAUUCUGCUGUCACAGACACUGGCAGCUCUGCAGCCAGGAGAAGAGAGACAAUGGCCAUCCUUGUAGCUCUUGUACUUUUGUUUGCUGGGUUCUGCCCUGCUGUUCUCUGCCAACCAGAUGGAACAUUGGGAAGUGACACCGAACUUCAGGAAGACAAAAACAACAUGAGUAAAGUGGACAUUCUAACACUGGCCUCCAUCAACACCGACUUCGCCUUCAGCCUCUACAAGGAGCUGGCUUUGGAGAAUCCAGAUAAAAACAUCGUCUUCUCCCCACUCAGCAUCUCAGCUGCCUUGGCCGUCCUGUCCCUGGGAGCAAACAACAACACCCUGCAAGAGAUUCUAGAAGGUCUCAAGUUCAAUCUCACAGAGACCCCUGAGGCAGACAUCCACCGGGGAUUUGGGCAGCUCCUCCUCAUGCUCAGUCAGCCAAAUAACCAGGUGCAGAUCAAUAUAGGCAGCACCAUGUUUGUUGAAAAGCACCUGCAGAUCCUGGCAGAGUUCAAGGAGAAGGCAAGGGCCCUCUACCAAGCUGAGGCCUCAAGUGUCGACUUCCAGCAGCCUCAUGAAGUCAAAAACCUCAUCAAUGACUAUGUGAGGAAACAGACCCAUGGGAAGAUCAAGGACCUGGUCUCAGGCCUGGAUAAGAGUGCAUUAAUGGUGCUGGUGAAUUACAUCUACUUUAAAGGGAAAUGGAGGAUGCCCUUUAACCCUCAGCGAACACGUGAGUCUAACUUCUAUUUGGACAACAAGAGGACAGUGAAGGUGCCCAUGAUGCACGAUAAGUUUCUGACCAUACCCUACUUCCGGGAUGAGGAGCUGUUCUGCACUGUGGUGGAGCUGAAGUACAGAGGCAAUGCCAGCGCCCUGUUCAUCCUCCCUGACCAAGGCAAGAUGCAGCAGGUGGAAGCCAGCCUGCAGCCAGAGACCCUGAGAAAGUGGAGGGACUCUCUGAGGCCCAGGAAAAUCGAUGAGCUCUCCCUGCCCAAGUUCUCCAUCUCCACUGCCUACAGCCUGGAGAGAUCCCUUCCCCAGCUGGGCAUCAGGGAACUCUUCUCCACAAAGGCUGACCUUUCUGGGAUCACAGGGGCCAAAGACCUGAGCGUCUCUCAGGUGGUCCACAAGGCUGUGCUGGACGUGGCUGAGACAGGCACAGAAGCAGCAGCUGCCACAGGAAUGAUGAUGGUGGGAUCGGCUCUAAUUUUGGAUCCUCUGGAAGUGCAUUUAGACAGGCCGUUCCUGAUGAUUAUCUCUGACACAGAUACUCAGUCUUCACUCUUUAUGGCCAAAGUCACAAAUCCCAAGGAAAACUAGAACUUCCCAAGUGGUGAGGCUUCCUCCUGGGAGCCAGGGAUUAAGUCUGUAUGUGGGUCUCUAUGUGCAUUUUGGCCUCCAUACUCUGAUUGGCUGUGCUGUGCCUGGACUGGACAGUGGCAGUGACUAACUGUAUGACUCACACAUGCACAGGGUCCUGUGGACAGUCAGUGUCAGGUUCCUGUCCUCUAGGCUGCACUAGCUCAUGCUCCUGAGACUGAACUCUGACUCCGUGGCCACUCCCUGCUACCUCUCCUGUAUGUGCCUCUGCCCAAAGCGUGGGCCCUGGCAGGUAGGCUCAGGCCCUACCUGUGCUAUUGUUAUAUCUGCUUUCAGCCUUCACAGGCUUCAUGGGAUUAUUCAAGAUUUAGGCCCUUUUUGUGAACUUCAGGCCCCGGACUGAGAAACGAACCUGCUGCCCUCUCUGUGUUUCCAGCAUCUGGGACCAGUGUGUGCCCAGUUCCUGCCUCAAACUUUUCCUCACCCAGGCUCUGCCACCAAGUGUCCCUUCAGGACCCCUGGGCCUGUCCACAUCUGGCACUGUUGUGGAGAAGCUAUUCCUGCUUCUGCAUGGAGUCGAUUGGUCAGCUCAGCUCCUUUCCCCUACUCUACCUACUUGGGGCAAAGGCGCCUUUUCCUAGGUUCCCCACUGGCCAACAUCAUGCAAUAGAUGGACACCUCCCCUUCCUUACCCAAAAUACAGGGCUUUCACUAAUGCAAUAAAUGUAUAACUCACAUAACUG
Microtus ochrogaster (prairie vole) is the source of this 2115-nucleotide messenger RNA. Its product is annotated as serine protease inhibitor A3N-like. Gene Ontology annotation, molecular function: serine-type endopeptidase inhibitor activity. NCBI's taxonomy places the organism in Eukaryota, Metazoa, Chordata, Mammalia, Rodentia, Cricetidae. The record is from RefSeq and is a predicted model, not a curated record.